CCUGUCCCGGCGGUGCCGGUCCCCUUGGGCGGUCCAGGGCGGCCAUGAGGAAGCAGAGCGUGCGCACGGCCGCGCUCGUCCUGUGCAUGCUGUCCUACCUGCUCGUGGGCGCCGCGGUCUUCGACGCGCUCGAGUCCGAGGCCGAGCGCGGCCGGCAGCAACUGCUGGCCCAGAAGCGCGGCGAGUUGCGGAGGAAGUACGGCUUCUCGGCCGAGGACGACCGCGAGCUGGAGCGCCUGGCGCGGCAGGCCGAGGCGCACCGCGCCGGCCGCCAGUGGCAGUUCGCGGGCUCCUUCUACUUCGCCAUCACCGUCAUCACCACCAUCGGGUACGGCCACGCCGCGCCAGGCACGGACUCGGGCAAGUUCUUCUGCAUGUUCUAUGCGCUCCUGGGCAUCCCCCUGACGCUGGUCACCUUCCAGAGCCUGGGCGAGCGGCUGAACGCGCUGGUGCGGCGCCUCCUGCUGGCGGCCAAACACUGCCUGGGCCUGCGGCAGCCGCGCGUGUCCACCGAGAACAUGGUGGUGGCCGGGCUGCUGGUGUGCACCGCUACCCUGGCCCUCGGGGCCGCCACCUUCGCGCACUUCGAGGGCUGGACCUUCUUCCACGCCUACUACUACUGCUUCAUCACCCUCACCACCAUCGGCUUCGGCGACUUCGUGGCGCUGCAGAGUGAUGAGGCAUUGCAGAGGAAGCCGCCCUACGUGGCCUUCAGCUUCCUCUAUAUCCUGCUAGGGCUCACGGUCAUCGGAGCCUUCCUCAACCUCGUGGUCCUGCGCUUCCUCGCCAGCGCGGAGGCGCCCGAGCGCGCUGCCCGCCGCGCCAGCCUGUCCCACCAGGGGGCGCCCGAGAGCCGCGGCCUAGACCGGCCCCACCUCACACCAGGUGCCCGGGCCGCCACCUGUGCCACCCAUCGCAUCCUCAGGCUGCAGAUGCAGGCCUGUGACAAUCCGGGCUUCUCCCCGCCUUGGAGUCCCACUGCCGAACACGGUGGCAGGACAGACAGGACCCGCGCCCGACGGAAGUCCAUCUGAUCCAGCCGUAGCUGGCCCGGGCUCCAGAUGGAUGGCAGCGUCUGGUUUCACCUAUCACGGCACCACCCCAGGGCCCAGAGAGGGAUGGGGCCUCAGGAUUGUCUUCCGGCAUGAGCAUCUUCUGCGGCUCGGCGUCUUCCUCCCCGCCCCUCCAGAAAUAUACCCAUGCUGUAUCAUAAGCACAAGUCAGACGCUACAGUCACCCUGUAGGUGCAAAUCCCUCCUAGUCCAAACUGUAGGACAGCCGGGCACACCCGCCCCAGGAGAGGGCCGCACAGGUGCACGCCAGCAGCCCACUCGUCAGACAGGUGGCUGUCUCCGUUGUGACGAGGCGGGGGAAAUGUACAGCUCUGGAAUCCUCCAUGGAGGCCAGAUGAUCACACUAGAAAUGGGCAGAGACGGACGGAGGGGAGCUGUCCACCAUCCAUACAGCCCACCCCCGCCCCGUGCAAACCACCCGUCCUCUUCCCCCAGCAUGGAGAGCUCACUUGGCCAUGUGUGAAUGAUUCUCCCACUUUUUUCCCUGGCCAGCCCCACUUCCGGGUCCAGGGGGCUUUGCUGACAGUCCUUGAGGCAGCCCUGUGCCGUGGGUCCUGCGUAUCAACAGCAGUGUCGCCCUCGGGCUCUUCACGCGCUACCUGGGCCUGUUUCCACAUCAGUAUGAUGAGUGGGGUUCCUCCAGUGCCCUGCGCCCUGUGGUGCAUUUCUGGCAGGACUUUCCAGGACAGGCUGCUGCCCCAUAAGGGAGUACU
Messenger RNA from Chinchilla lanigera (long-tailed chinchilla), 1786 nucleotides. RefSeq names its product potassium channel, two pore domain subfamily K, member 15 (gene Kcnk15). Gene Ontology annotation, biological process: stabilization of membrane potential; potassium ion transmembrane transport. NCBI's taxonomy places the organism in Eukaryota, Metazoa, Chordata, Mammalia, Rodentia, Chinchillidae. Gene Ontology annotation, cellular component: membrane. The transcript is spliced from 2 exons. Gene Ontology annotation, molecular function: potassium ion leak channel activity. The record is from RefSeq and is a predicted model, not a curated record. Bases 45 to 1034 code for a protein of 329 amino acids.